GUCCAUGUGUUUUGAAGGCCAUGCUUGACAAUGUUAUUUUUGCUUUUCCUAGCUAGCGUCCUACAGCAGUAUCCAUGUGCAGUAACUAGCUGGUAACUUUAGCUAGCUAAUUGACAACAGGUAGGAGAGCGUAAAGGGCUUGUUUGAGGAACUAAUGUUAACUAACUAGCCAGAUAACUAGCAACUAUUACUAUCUUUAAUUGCGCCAUCCUCAAAGGUUUACCCAGCAUUAUCCUGCUGCGAAAGGUGUCAGUCCUGAGUGCGUGUAGGGCAGUAAGAUGUCGAUGGUCCUGUUUGCCUUGGUGAUGAGGAGUACGGAUGGUCUACCCCUGUCUGCCACCACAGACUAUGAGCAGGACGAAGGCCUACAGGAAACCAAGAAGCAGAUCAAAACUCUGUCUGAGAAACUCUCCACUUUCCCAAGCCGCUGCUCUCUGAAGACAGGAAAGUUCAAUAUCCAUUUCACCAGUUCUCUGGGACUGGGAUAUCUGGUGGUGUGUACGGAGAACUGCCCCAACGCCCUGGCCUUCUGUUUCCUGGAAGAGAUGCAGAGCCAGUUUCUCCACAGGUGCGAUGGCUUUCUCAUCCGCAACGCUGUGAGGCCUUACUCCUCCAGCGAGUUUGACGACUUCCUCCAGGAUACGAAGCAGCGCUACAAUAGCCCCUGCUCCCUGACCUCUAAGAUCAGCCUGGCUGACAUGCAGUCAGAGCUCAAGAUGAUACCGACAUACCAGCUGUCCCCUGAGGACCUACGGUCAUGCUUCUCGCGCCGCAACGUCUUCCGUUACAAGAGCAUAACUCCCAGCCAGCUGCUUGAGCCGGUGUCUCUACGUGGCAUCAUGUCCUGUGUGCUAAGCAUCUUCUGUGGAGGCCUCAAUCUACUCCAAGGGUUUCAUGCCAUAGAGGGCUUUAUGCAGAGUUACAACGACAAAGACUUUAAUGACAUGAUUGCCUUUUUCCUGGGCACAGCAGGCUGUUUGUAUCAGUUUUACCUGUUUGGUUACUUCUCUGUGAGGAGGAACAGUAAGUCAUUCCUGGCCUUCGCCCUGAUCUGUCUGUCCAACAUCUGCCUGUUUGAACUGAGGAACGUGUGGCAGAUCCUCUUCCACGUGACUGUAGCGGCCUUCAUGACACUACAGAUCAGACUGAGGCAGCUGCAGUGCAAAGCUCCGGACUACAACGUCUGACAAACCACAACCACAAGACUUACAACAAGAAGGGAAAAAGACUAAAACAAACCAACUUUGUCUGACAAAUACCCAGAAAGAUACUUACCACCAACAGCAAAACCAGAAACCACAAUGUCUAAGGAAAAGAGGCAUCACUGCCUUUAUCUUCCUCACGUUGCUUCUCCACCACAGCUCAGGAUUGAUGGAUGCUGAGCUCACUCUAGUGUGACCUCAGUGAUGCGGACCAAUAGGAUUAAUGGGUGGUGCCACUACAGCUAAAUGAUUAGUUAAUUGGCUAAUACUCGUGAAUGUCUUUGGAAUGAACAGGAGUCUGAACAGGGGUUUCUGUCUUAACUAUUAUUACAUGUUAGCAAAUUGGACUACUGGAGACCAGGGUUUCUGAAUGUGGUCCUCUUUUUGCCAUGUGUACUGCAUGUCCAGUGAGGUUAGGUCAGUACUCAACUGUCAUUCUCUGAAUCCCUGGCAUCCCAUAUGUGUCUCACAUGUUUAGACCAUUUUUGUAAUUAGGCAAUUGUUUUUGUUGACAUGGCUAGUAAAUAUUUGUGUUGAUUAUGAAUUUACCUUUGAAUAAAUGAUGUGCAUGAU
Messenger RNA from Salmo salar (Atlantic salmon), 1775 nucleotides. RefSeq names its product vesicle-trafficking protein SEC22a. The record is from RefSeq and is a predicted model, not a curated record. Gene Ontology annotation, biological process: retrograde vesicle-mediated transport, Golgi to endoplasmic reticulum; endoplasmic reticulum to Golgi vesicle-mediated transport. Gene Ontology annotation, molecular function: SNAP receptor activity. Lineage: Eukaryota; Metazoa; Chordata; Actinopteri; Salmoniformes; Salmonidae.